UUGCUUUGGGCUGUAUUUGGGAACGGAGAGCUCCUCGGGAAGCUGUGCUGUGGACUUUGAAUUUUCUGCAAGGUCUAGGCCAACAGAGGAGUUUGUUAGCGAGUUCAAAUGCAAUCGUACAUUUACCAUUGAGGGGGAUGGUGAGGGGAAGUCUUUUGGCUGUAAAAACUUGUUUGCGAUCCCAUGGAAUUCGUUCAUGGCUGAGGAUAAUCGUUUCUUCAUUAAAGGUUUUUAUUGGAAAGAAGUUGUUGGUAGGAUGCUUGCUUAUAUAUGAGGAGGAGUGGAUUCACAUUACUUUGGGCUGGGAAUGUGGAAAAACAGCUCCGCAAACUUUACUCUGGACUAUGAAUUUGUUGCAAGGUCUAGGACAACAGAGGAGUUUGUUAUGGUUAUGUAAUGCUGAUAAAUCCUCUCACAACCCUCGAUUAAGAUUGAAGGCUUUUUUCACAUCUUUAUAUAGAUGCUUAACAAAUGGAGCUAGAGCAGUAUUUCAAGUGUAUCCUGAAAAUCUAGACCAGCGUGAGCUGAUUUUGAAUGCUGCAAUGCAUGCUGGAUUUGCUGGUGGUAUAGUGGUGGAUUUUCCACACAGUUCAAAGAGGAGAAAAGAGUUUCUUGUUCUCACAUGUGGUCAACGAUCGAUAAAUGCAUCCCUGUCCAAGCCUAAAGAUGGAAAUGAGGAGAGUUGCUCUGAUGAUGACAAUGAUGAAGAUGAAGAAAAUCAGACAGUGUGUAUCUCAGACAGGCAUAGACCCCAAAAGAAACAGAAAAACAACAAUAAGAAGGGCAAGGGGAGAGAUUGGAUUCUGAGGAAGAAGGAGCAGAUGAGAAGAAGAGGAAAUGCUGUUCCUCAAGACACCAAGUACACAGGUCGGAAAAGGAAAGAUCGCUUUUGAUCUUGUUUGGAUACUCUCACAUGGACUUCCUGCAAUCAAAUCUGUUGGAUGGAGCCUUGGAGAUAUUUUUGUGCACUGAACUUUUGAAGUGAUGAGUAAUUAUAUUCAUAGUACUAAUAUCGAGUCUUGCUGUGAUUUUUUACGGGGUCUUCACAUUUGUGCAGUUUUCAUGCCAUUGCGCAACGUAUAAACAAAAGUAGUUUUAUUUUCUUCAUUUGGAACUUGGUAUGACCUGUAACACCCCGGAAAUCCAAUAGCUGUAGUAACCUUGUAUGUGUGAUAUAUGAUUUGGAAUUUCUCUUAAUUAUUUGAAGAAAAAAAAAUCCACUACUAACCUUAGUUGAGUUA
Messenger RNA from Lotus japonicus, 1241 nucleotides. RefSeq names its product 18S rRNA (guanine-N(7))-methyltransferase RID2-like. Lineage: Eukaryota; Viridiplantae; Streptophyta; Magnoliopsida; Fabales; Fabaceae. The transcript is spliced from 7 exons. The coding region runs from base 138 to 893 and encodes 251 amino acids. The record is from RefSeq and is a predicted model, not a curated record. Gene Ontology annotation, cellular component: nucleolus. Gene Ontology annotation, biological process: rRNA (guanine-N7)-methylation. Gene Ontology annotation, molecular function: rRNA (guanine) methyltransferase activity.